AUGGUGAAGCUGACGUUCUACAUCGUCGACUGGAGCCUGAACAUGCAUGAGGAACUGUUUGCUGCUCUCUCGCUACUUGCAAUUAGCGACGCCAAGUUCGAGAUUGAAGCAGUGGUGUGUGUCGGAGGCCUCGCACAGCUCUGGACUGCUGAGGAAGACGGCACUAGUCAGCCAUCGAAUGCUAAAGAAGUCGAUGUCGUCGUCAUUGGUGGUGGGUUCUCAGGUUGCAUGGCAGCAUACGAUGUCCAUCAGGCUGGUCUCAGCGUCAUGCUCUUGGAAGCCAAGCAUCGUAUCGGCGGUCGCAGUCGCACGCAGAAGCUGACAAGUGGCCCUGGACUUGUGGAGCUGGGUGCGACAUGGAUUAACAAGGUCACACAACCAACCGUUUAUGAGCUGACGAGGCGUUUUGGACUCGACUGCAAGGAUCAAUACCUUCAGGGUGAUGUGAUAUGGGAGCUGCAUGACGGGAGUUUUGUACGGGCCAGUACGAGCCUGCCAGAGACUAGAAACCCAGAGUUGGCAGAGAGACUUCGCAAGCUCGUGGAAACCUUAACCCUGGCCGCAGAGGAGACAGAUAUCCACAGCCUUGAAUCGUUUCCCAAAGAGGAAGACAUCAGUGUUUCGGAUUGGUUGACUACGAAAGGUCUGUAUAACGAUGCUUUACUCCAGGGCCUUGCAAGGUUCCUCACCAUGGCAUGGGUUGGUCGCGAACCCCACGAGUGUGGGAUCCAUUAUAUCCUGGAUUACGUCAAGUCAGCCGGCGGCUUCGCGAGCAUCAAUACCGAUGGUCCAGGGGGAGCGCAAGCAUUAAAGAUCAAACAAGGAACAUCCGCUAUUGCGACUGCGUUAGCAGGUGCUAUUGAGCCCGGAUCUGUACAGAUCAAUGCUCCGGUUGACAGCAUCACGCAGUACGGGAAUGUCUGCGAAGUAACCACUUCAAACGGAACGAGAUAUCAGGCAAAGAAGGUCAUUCUUGCUAUUCCCACCAACACAUAUACGAACAUUCGAUUCAGCCCUCCACUACCCCAUUCGAAGAGAGCCCUCGUAACGCGUACGAAGCCGGGUAUCUAUGCAAAAGUCAUUGUGACGUAUACUUCGUCGUGGUGGAAAGACGCAGGCCUUCAGGGCAAGUUCAUGUCCAUGAAAGGCCCCAUCUGCUUCUAUUGGGAUAUCAGCGACGAUGCGACAAAGCAGUACUCGCUUGCUUUGUUUGUUGCUGGUGAUACUGCCGCAGCUUGGCACCAAUUGAGCGAGCUGAGUCGUAAGGAGGCGCUCAUCGACCACCUAGUUUCCUUUGUCGGACCUGAACUAGCUGACAAAGCGCGAGACGUCCUCGAGGUGAAUGCUGUCGAAUGGACCAAGGAGCCGUAUCUUGAUGGUGCACCUACUAGUGCUAUGGGACCGGGGAUGUUGAGGACCCAUGGCCGAGCGCUACGCGAGCCAUUUGGAAACCUGCAUUUCGUAGGUGGUGAGACCGCAUACGAGUGGAAGGGCUAUCUAGAAGUUGCUAUCACAGCUGGGAAGCGUGGCGCAGAAGAAGUGGUAAAAGCCUUGAAGGACUAA
Molecule: messenger RNA, 1563 nt
Organism: Alternaria postmessia
Lineage: Eukaryota; Fungi; Ascomycota; Dothideomycetes; Pleosporales; Pleosporaceae
Exons: 3
Coding region: 1-1563 (520 amino acids)
Molecular function (GO): oxidoreductase activity
Source: RefSeq, a predicted model, not a curated record